AUGUCUGCGAAUGGUGCAAGCAAUGGCAAGGCUCCGGCCGAGCAGCCCCAUAUCCCCCAAGACCGUCUGAUCAACGUCCAGCCUGCCCGUCCGGAUGACCUGCAGCCUAAGUACGCUGCGAAAAUCGACCAUGACGAUGACAACCCUGAUGCGCAUGGCUGGUAUGCCGGAUUCAUUCACAGCCUCGGUGAAUGUAUCGGUUUCUGCGGAGCUAUCCCCUGUUGCAUUUGCUGCCCCAACCCCUUCAAGCCUGUCGAACAAGGUGCAGUUGGUUUGAUCUCGCGUUUCGGACGCUUUGAGAGAUCAGUCGAUCCCGGUCUGGUCAAGAUCAACCCUCUCAGCGAAAACAUCAUCACCGUUGAUGUCAAGAUUCAGAUUGUCGAGGUGCCCCGUCAGGUCUGCAUGACCAAGGACAACGUCACUCUCAACCUGACCUCCGUCAUCUACUACGAAGUGGUCUCCCCUCACAAGGCCGCAUUUGGAAUCUCCAACGUGCGCCAGGCUCUCAUCGAGCGCACUCAGACCACUUUGCGCCAUGUGAUUGGAGCUCGCGUGCUGCAAGAUGUGAUCGAGCGCCGUGAGGAGAUUGCUCAGUCCACAUCCGAGAUCAUCGAGGAGGUCGCUGCUGGCUGGGGUGUCAAGGUCGAGUCGAUGCUCAUCAAGGAUAUCAUCUUCAGCAGCGAUUUGCAAGAUUCGCUCUCCAUGGCCGCGCAGUCUAAGCGUAUCGGCGAGAGUAAGGUUAUUGCCGCGCGCGCCGAAGUCGAAUCCGCCAAGUUGAUGCGCCAGGCCGCCGAUAUCCUGUCUUCGGCUCCUGCCAUGCAGAUCCGUUACCUUGAGGCUAUGCAAGCCAUGGCUAAGACUGCCAACAGCAAGGUUAUCUUCUUACCUGCUCCCAACCAGACGGUGCAGUCGUCGCUUACCGCUGCUGAGAAUGCCGGCGAGGGUCCUAGCAACUACGGUGCCACUUCCCAGACGGACGACGGAUUCCAGCGUGCGAUGAACGCUCGCGUCGUCGAGGAUAUCUAG
Penicillium brevicompactum is the source of this 1026-nucleotide messenger RNA. RefSeq names its product slipin family protein. Lineage: Eukaryota; Fungi; Ascomycota; Eurotiomycetes; Eurotiales; Aspergillaceae. Gene Ontology annotation, cellular component: plasma membrane. The transcript has 3 exons. Bases 1 to 1026 code for a protein of 341 amino acids. The record is from RefSeq and is a predicted model, not a curated record.